AUGAUUGAAGAAUGGAACCCGUCAUGGAGUUAUGAAAGCUAUUAUAAUGAAUGUCAACCGAUAGAGUGUACUUAUAUUCAUGAGACAAAGAAUGGUAUAGUUUAUAUUAUUACAGCAUUAUUUGGACUCGUUGGUGGUUUAAUCACUGUUUUGAAAAUUGUGGUACCAAGACUAGUGAAAUUUCUAAGAAGAAAAAAACAAUUGAAAACAUCAGAAAAUAGUAUCGAAAUAAAUGAACAGAGUGUCAGUUUGGUUCAGAAAGCACAAAACUACCUUAUGACAUUAAAUUUGUUUCAAUCUGUUCCACCAUCAGUCAAUGAACAUCAUCUAAAAAAUGAACGAAUUUCAACAAGAUUAUCUAUUCUUCUAUUAGCUCUAUCAUUAAUAAUUCUUCUCUUAUAUAAUUCACUCAUUAUUGUUAUCAAAACAGACAACCUUGCGAAACCUACUUUCGAACAAUAUAAAAAAUUAUAUUCAAAAUACUUCACAACACUCACAUGUCCAUGUAACAACAGCAUAAUUAGUUACGAAACAAUUCUUAAUAUUAACUACACGUUACAUCAGGCAUGCACUAGUACAUUUGUGAUUCAACAAUGGAUUAAUUAUCACAUUUAUUCUAACACAUCAAAUGUCGUGAAUUCGGAUGACUUUCGAAGCUCAGGUAAAUUUGCAUUUCAGGCACUGAACUCAUCAUGUGAAUUGGUCAAUCGAACAAUCGUAGACAACUUAUCUCAAUUCUUAUCAAAUCAGUAUGUUAGUACAACUGUUACACCUGAGAACUUAUUUCAAUCACAAAUUCAAACAUCUGUUCGCCAAUUCAAUUCAUCCAUCAUCAAUAAUUUCGUUCGUUUGCUUGAUCUAAUAAAAAAUACAACUCAAAUCAAUGGCUUACACUCUGCACUAAUGACAAAUUAUGAUCUUGAAAUACCAUCCAACAGUAUUCGGGGAUAUUAUACAUCAAGAAAUUACACUAAAUGUCGCUGCCAUACUUCGCCAACAUGUAUGGAACCGUUUUCUAUUUACAAUUCAGCUAAAGAAGUCUUGUUUCGUAUACCUGGAUUAUAUCGUGGAUGCUAUAUUAUUGAGGCACUUCUUCAAUCGUCUCUUGAAUGCUUUUAUGAUCAAAUAUGUAUAAAUAAUCUUCGAUUAUAUUUAAAUAUUUCUUCAACAAUGAAUAUGACAGCUCUUGAUUCAUCAUCAAAAACUAGAUACUCUGUCAAAUCAACAAUAAAAGAACUGCUUGAUCAGCUAAUGAUUGAAGAAUGGAAUCCAUCAUGGAGCUACGAAAACUACUAUAAUGAAUGUCAACCGAUAGAGUGUACUUAUAUUCAUGAGACGAAGAAUGGUAUAGUUUAUAUUAUUACAGCAUUAUUUGGACUCGUUGGUGGUUUAAUCACUGUUUUGAAAAUUGUGGUACCAUUGCUUGUGAAAUUUCUAAGAAGAAAAAAAGAAUUGGAAACAUCAGAAAAUAGUAAGAGAAAUUUGAGUAUCGGUGAUCAUCAUAGAGGAAUGCGGGUGAAAAUGUGA
Molecule: messenger RNA, 1527 nt
Organism: Adineta ricciae
Lineage: Eukaryota; Metazoa; Rotifera; Eurotatoria; Adinetida; Adinetidae
Source: the annotation of a GenBank genome assembly